UCCUCUCUCUCUCUCACACACUCUAUCGCUGAGCUCAAACCGGUUGGAUACAGUGCAGAGGACUUGAGGAGAGUGCUCUUUUCUUCUUUGGCAUUUCCUUCCUGCCUCUCUCCCUCACGCGCUGUUGAUUUAGAUCAUGUCCUUAGGGUGAGGAUGUAUUUGUGUCAAGCUGCAACAAAGGAAGAGUAAACAAAGAGUAAACAUUUACUUAACGGAGGAACGGGAAAGACCCUCCUUUAUAGGCUCAACAAAGGUGGCUCACUGGACAGAAGCAGCAAUGUGAUUGUUUGGGUCAGAGAGCAGAUGAUGUCCUGGUACAGCUAAAGCAGAGAAUCUCCCCUCCUGUCCUCUGUCCUAUAUGAGGACACGAAGAUGACUGUCACCAGCCGGCAGUCCUUCAAUGUCCUGACGGUCAUCUUCCUCCUGCUGUCCACCGCAGCUCUAUCAGCUAAUUUCAGAGUGUGUGAACCAUAUUCAGACCACAAGGGGCGCUACCACUUUGGUUUCCACUGCCCUCGUCUCUCUGACAACAAGACCUACAUGUUCUGCUGUCACCACAACAACACAGCCUUCAAGUACUGCUGUAAGGAGACUGAGUUCCAGACGGUCAUGCAGGUCAACCUCACCACCACCACAGACGGCUUCAAACACAAUAACUACACAGCCCUAGUAGGAGUGUGGAUCUAUGGCUUCUUCGUCAUGGUGCUGCUAGCCCUGGACUUCCUCUACUACUCGGCCAUGAACUAUGAGCUGUGUCGGGUUUACCUAGAGAAGUGGGGUCUGGGAGGGCGCUGGCUGAAGAAGGCUCGGAGCCAGUGGCACCGGCCGGUCCCAGGAGAGGAGAGUGAGAUCCAGAACCAGGCCCAGGGUCACCCCAUGACCCUCAGUCACCACCACCCCAGACACAGCCUCAGAGGCGAAGGCCAGAGCCCCACGCUCCUCCCCUACCACACACCGACCGUCUGAGUGAAGCUGCAAGAGGAUGAAUGAGUAGAAGAGUAGAGAGCAGCGACGCCGGGCAGAGGAUAGCACGGCUCAGACACCUGUCUCUGUCUGCCUGGAUUAUUGACACAGUAACAUACCACAGGGUGGCUGGCCCUACGGAAGCUAGUGGCUAGCUAGCAGUUCCUGCUCACCUCCAUUCCUCUGAGCUUCUACACACAGGGCAUUGGAGGAUAGAGUAUGACAAAACGUCUAGACUACAACAGAAGGCCCAGGUGAAUGGAGCUGCUGCUACCCAAACACUGCUAAGGACCAGGCCACAGGCACUGAAACUGAUCAUGUAUACCCCUGCCUGGGCUGGAACUGUUCUAAUAAGAAACCAAUGGAGACUUGAAGUGAACUGGAUGAAAUGUGGUUACAAACGAGGGGGCUUUGUUUGAUUUGUGUGUUUGAGUGUUGAUUGCACUUGGUUGCUGUGUGGGUUUAAUUCAGUAGUAGUCAAAAGAAGUUGUGGGAGUACUGUAUCUAUUGGGGAUUUAUUUAAAGUAAACUAGUCAGGAACUUUCUAUGAGUGGUAAACAUCCUAGACGAUUCACCAUGGAGGUUGACACUGAGCAUCUUGAAGACAGACAACAGCGACAAAUGACUCACCUGAAUUGAGCGAUAUCUCUAUUCUACAGUGUCAGCCUGUCUUCAGAAAAGGCCUUUGUGUGUAUUUUGUGAUCUUAUUAUUUUUCUAAUUAAACAUAAGUUGGUGAAGUUUUC
Molecule: messenger RNA, 1707 nt
Organism: Oncorhynchus masou masou (cherry salmon)
Lineage: Eukaryota; Metazoa; Chordata; Actinopteri; Salmoniformes; Salmonidae
Product: protein shisa-like-1a
Exons: 5
Coding region: 373-966 (197 amino acids)
Source: RefSeq, a predicted model, not a curated record